AUGUCCACAAAAAUGGAACAACCUUUUUACCAUGAUGACUCUUUUCUGUCGGCUUACGGCCACUCAGACGCCGCCAUGCACGACUACAAGCUGCUAAAGCAGAAUAUGAAUUUGAACUUAACAGAGCCAUAUCGCAACCUGAAGUCGCACUUGAGGGUCGACACGGACCUCUACCAGGGUGGGCAGCAGGACGUUGGGACCCUGAAGCUAGCGUCACCGGAGCUCGAGAGGCUCAUCAUUCAGAACAGUAACGGUGUCAUUACCACUCCCACCCCGGGGCAGUACUUCUACAAUCGGAGCAUCACUGAUGAGCAGGAGGGCUUCGCCGAGGGCUUCGUAAAAGCCCUGGACGAGCUGCACAAAAUGAAUCAAAUGCCUCACUCGGCGUCCUCCAUCGGCGCCGGCGGAGUUACCACCUGCUCGCCAGCGGCCCCCAGCGUAUUCGGCUCGGGACUGCAAGCCGAACCUCCCAUCUACACGACGUUGAACGCCUACUGCCCGAACAGCGGCCUCUCUUCGUCCACCUCCAGCUACCCCACAGCCACCAUCAGCUACUUGCCACCUCAUCAGCAGAACCAUGCGCAAACAUCCGCGCACGGCGCUUUCCAGAACCCCCACCCGAGUUCUGGACUUCAUCCGCAGCGACUAGUCGCUCUCAAAGAGGAGCCGCAAACCGUCCCGGACCUCCUGAGUAGCGAUGGCUCGCCUCCCAUGUCUCCAAUCGACCUGGAGACCCAGGAGAGAAUCAAGGCGGAGCGCAAGAGGCUGAGGAACCGACUUGCGGCGACCAAGUGCCGACGGCGCAAACUGGAGCGCAUCGCCCGCCUGGAGGAGAAGGUGAAAGGGCUGAAAAGCGACAACGCGGGCCUAUCCAACACAGCCUCGGUGCUGCGGGACCAGGUGGCCCAGCUCAAACAGAAAGUCCUGACCCACGUGAGCAGCGGCUGUCAACUGAUGCUCACGAGCAAGAUGGAGGCGUUUUAA
This is a messenger RNA of Nerophis lumbriciformis (worm pipefish), 984 nucleotides long. Lineage: Eukaryota; Metazoa; Chordata; Actinopteri; Syngnathiformes; Syngnathidae. The record is from RefSeq and is a predicted model, not a curated record.